Molecule: messenger RNA, 3379 nt
Organism: Tachyglossus aculeatus (Australian echidna)
Lineage: Eukaryota; Metazoa; Chordata; Mammalia; Monotremata; Tachyglossidae
Gene: CLCN1
Product: chloride voltage-gated channel 1
Exons: 23
Coding region: 1-2973 (990 amino acids)
Biological process (GO): transmembrane transport; chloride transport
Cellular component (GO): membrane
Molecular function (GO): voltage-gated chloride channel activity
Source: RefSeq, a predicted model, not a curated record
AUGGAGAAGACCCCACCGCGCCAGCCUGGGGGUCGCGGGGGUGAGCCAGUCUGGUGGGGAGGUGCACCGCAGUACCAGUACGUCCCCUUCGAGCACUGCACCAGCUAUGGGCUGCCCUCUGACGGGCAUCCCCAGGCCCGGCCCAGAGGGGACGCCGCCUCUCGCCCCAACGUCCACCCGACUCAGAUCUAUGGGCACUACAAAGAACCACACCCAGAUGUCUCUGGCCCAGAGAAGGAUGGGGAUCCCUGGGAGAAGGCCCCUGGCCCUGCCCCAGACAGCCAGGAUGAACAGCACCACUCCAAAUGCCAAGACUGUGGGCGGCGUUUGGGGAACUACGUGCGGAGGAAGCUGGGAGAGGACUGGAUCUUCCUGGUGCUGCUGGGACUGGUCAUGGCACUGGUCAGCUGGUCCAUGGAUUACACCAGUGCCAAGAGCCUGCAGGCCUACAAGUGGAUGUACCGUCAGAUGGAACCCAACCUGGCACUGCAGUAUCUGGCCUGGGUCACCUUCCCGCUGGUCCUCAUCCUCUUCAGUGCCCUCUUCUGCCACCUCAUCUCCCCCCAGGCUGUGGGCUCUGGGAUCCCCGAGCUCAAGACCAUUCUGCGGGGUGUGGUUCUGAAGGAAUACCUCACCCUCAAGGCCUUCGUGGCCAAAGUCAUCGCACUCACCGCUGGACUGGGCAGCGGCAUCCCUGUGGGCAAAGAGGGUCCUUUCGUCCACAUCGCCAGCAUCUGCGCUGCUGUCCUCAGCCAGUUCAUGUCCAUGUUCUGCGGGGUUUAUGAGCAGCCAUACUAUUACACCGACAUCCUGACGGUGGGCUGUGCUGUGGGGGUUGGUUGCUGCUUUGGGACUCCACUUGGAGGCGUCCUAUUCAGCAUCGAGGUCACCUCAACCUACUUCGCCGUCCGCAAUUACUGGCGGGGGUUCUUCGCGGCCACCUUCAGCGCAUUUGUCUUUCGAGUGCUGGCUGUCUGGAACAAGGAUGCAGUCACCAUCACCGCCCUGUUCAGAACCAACUUUCGCAUGGAUUUCCCCUUUGACCUACAGGAGCUGCCGGCCUUUGCAGUCAUCGGGAUCUGCUGUGGCUUCCUGGGGGCCAUCUUUGUCUACCUGCACCGCCAACUGGUGCUUGGCAUUCGGCGACAAAAGACUCUGAACAAGUUCCUCACCAAGUACCGCCUGCUGUAUCCCGCGGUCGUGACUUUCGUUAUCGCCUCACUCACCUUUCCUCCAGGGAUGGGGCAGUUCAUGGCUGGAGAGCUGAUGCCCCGAGAAGCCAUCAGCACCCUGUUUGACAACCACACGUGGACCAAACACGUGGGAGAUUUGGAGGUGUUGGGCCUCUCCGCCAUCUGGAUCCACCCCCACGUCAGCGUGCCCAUCAUCAUUUUCCUCUUUUUCAUCAUGAAGUUCUGGAUGUCCAUCGUUGCCACUACCAUGCCUAUUCCCUGCGGGGGAUUUAUGCCUGUGUUUGUGCUGGGAGCGGCAUUCGGGCGGCUGGUGGGAGAGAUCAUGGCCAUGCUGUUCCCCGACGGGAUCCUGUUUGAUGGGAUUGUCUACAAGAUCCUGCCCGGUGGCUAUGCGGUCAUCGGGGCAGCUGCGCUGACCGGAGCAGUAUCCCACACGGUGUCCACUGCGGUCAUCUGCUUUGAACUGACUGGCCAGAUCGCCCACAUCCUGCCCAUGAUGGUUGCUGUUAUCUUGGCCAAUAUGGUGGCCCAGAGCCUGCAGCCCUCACUCUACGACAGCAUAAUCCAGGUCAAGAAACUCCCCUACCUGCCCGACCUGGGCUGGAACCAGCUCAGUAAAUUCACCAUCUUCGUGGAGGACAUCAUGGUGAGGGAAGUCAAGUUCGUCUCGGCUUCCUGCACCUAUCGUGACCUGCAAGCCCUGCUCCAUGCCACAACCGCCAAGAUCUUGCCCCUGGUCGAAUCCCCAGAGUCCAUGAUCCUGCUGGGCUCGGUGGAGCGGUCGGAGCUCCAGACCCUGCUGCAGCAGCACUUGGCUCCCGAGCGGCGGCUGCGGGCGGCCCAUGAGAUGGCGCAGAAGCUGGCGGAGUCUCCCUUCGACGGGUUGGCGCGGAGGGUGGGGCCGGCCGGGCAGAGCCACCGGGAGUCCUUCGCUUAUGUGGACGAGGACGAGGAUGAGGAGGGCAGUGGGAGGCCUGAGCAGCCUCCUCCUCCCCACAACCCUCUUGCUGCCUCCCGGCUUCCGGAUGAAUCCAACGGACCCCUGCCCCCCAACAAGCUCCAGCCAGAGGUGCCCAGCUCUCAGGCGACCCCAGCCCGUGGUUUUCUGGCCCUUCCUCUGCUGCUCCGCCGCUUGUUGGGCAGGGCCCCUCGGUCCCAGAAGAGUCCUAGGAUGGCAGCCCAGGAUUCAGCUGACCUAGUGGACACAAUGGCCCCGGAGGAAAUUGAAGCCUGGGAACAGGAGCAGCUGAGCCAGCCUGUCUGCUUCGACCACUGCUGCAUCGAUCUCUCCCCCUUCCAGCUGGUGGAACGGACCUCCCUGCAUAAGACGCACACGCUGUUCUCCCUGCUGGGAAUCCACCUGGCCUUCAUCACCAGCAUGGGCAAGCUGAGAGGGGUCCUGGCCCUGGAGGAGCUACAGAAGGCCAUCGAGGGCCACACUAAGUCAGGGGUCCAGCUCCGCCCGCCCCUCGCCAGCUUCCGCAACGCCACCUCCGCACGCAAGGACUCCCGGGGACUGCCUCUGAAUGCCGAGGGCUGGGGCCAGCCGGAUGGUGGGCCCGGUGAGGGGGGCGGGGAAGGACCACCUUCCCCCAUAUCCCCACCCUCUCCGGCCCCACCCCUGCUGAGUGAGGCCUUUAGGGUGGGGACGGAGGAUGGCGAGCUGGAGGACUUUGAGCUGGGGAGCCCCUCCAGAGCAGAAGAGGACAUCUCAGACAUCCUGCAGGGACCCAGCCUGCGCUCCACAGACGAGGAGGAUGAGGAUGAACUGACCCUCUGAUCUCCUGAGAAGUUGGGCCGAGCCCCCGGCCCAGUGGCCCAGAGGGACCCACAGCCCCAACCCCCAGUCGGGGCCCCCGCUGUAUCCGAGCCCUGCGGGGUAUUCCCACAGUGUCACAGUCUUAAACCCUCCCGAUUCCCCUGGCCCUCCCACACUGAGUGGCCCCACUCCCCACUGCCCCUAGUCUUGGCCCACACCUGGGCAGUGUGUUUCCACACUCAGGAGAGUCCCUCCAGCACCUCCUCUCUUUGCCUCAUGCCUCUGCCCCCACCCUCCACAACCAGGCUCAGAGUGUAGCUGGACCUCAGUUUCCCUCACUGCCAACCCUGUGUCGAGCGAAGGUGGGUUGGGGCCACCUCAGGGAGGGUUUAUCUGACUUUGACUCUGAAUAAAGCUCUGCUCCUCC